AUGGUGGCCCCCUUGCCAGUGGUGGCUGUUUACAUAAAGGAGUCCUGGUGGCCCACUGAAGACGUCCUACGAACCUCUGAUGCUGCUAGAGAAGGUCUGAUGAAGGUUCAGUCAUUUGGGGAAAGGAUUGUGCUUUUCAUUCUAAACGUCGUUAUUUUUGGAAGAUUGGAGAGAAAUUUGGAAGACGGUGACAUGUUUUUUUUACCUCACUCUGUGAAGGAGCAAGCAAAGAUUCUGUGGCGGGAUGGAUCAGCUGUUGGAUUUUACACAACCAAAAGGAAAGGCAGCCUGUGUGGUGAUGGCACAGGUGCGUGCUACCUGCUGCCUGUCUUCGACACCGUGUUUGUCAGGAGGAUGUACCGUCGCCAAGGCCUGGGCAUGGCCAUGCUGCAGGACUUCUGUGAGACAUUCCAAGAGGAUGAGGCCCUGGGCGUCAGUUGGCCAAUUUCUCCUGCCAUGUACCAAGCUCACCCAGGAAAUGCCAAGGAGGAUGUGAGCAGUCAAGGGCGGACGUCUCCAGAUGAUGGACCCAGACAGUGCGAAGAAGGCAAGAAGUGGAAAAAGGGGCUCAUUGAUGGCCUCCGAGGCCACUGA
This is a messenger RNA of Odobenus rosmarus divergens (Pacific walrus), 594 nucleotides long. RefSeq names its product family with sequence similarity 169, member B (gene FAM169B). Bases 1 to 594 code for a protein of 197 amino acids. The transcript has 6 exons. The record is from RefSeq and is a predicted model, not a curated record. Lineage: Eukaryota; Metazoa; Chordata; Mammalia; Carnivora; Odobenidae.